Sus scrofa (pig) is the source of this 15847-nucleotide messenger RNA. The record is from RefSeq and is a predicted model, not a curated record. Lineage: Eukaryota; Metazoa; Chordata; Mammalia; Artiodactyla; Suidae.
UGAGGCCAGGGAUCGAACCCGUGUCCUCAUGGAUAUUGGUUGGGUUCAUUACCGCUGAGCCACAACGGGAACUCCCAGCUCAUUUGACAGUUAGAAAGACUGAUGCACGUGGAGUGUAGAGGCACACAGUAUGAACUGGAUGAAUUAGAUCACAGUCACGUCAUGGGGAGAAAGCACUGGAUUUGGGUAUUUAUCUUAAGAUUAAGCUACGGAAGAGAUUUUACUAAGAGAUACCUUGAUUUGGUUGAGUUAAGUAUCCCUGUCUACUGUGGGGAAGGGGAGAGAUGUGGAAAUCAGAAUGGACAGCUUAAUUAGGUGAUGGUAUUUAAUAAUCUAGACUGGUGGCCCCUGGAGUUUUUAUCUUAUUUCCUAAUGCAUGUGUGUUUGUAGUUAUCUAUAUGUCUGGUGUUGCCAUAUUGCAUACAUUCUGAAACAUGGAAGAAUACAAGUGUAAAAAGGAUAAAUGAGAAAAAAAGUCACAGAAGUAGAAGUACCACUGUUUAAUUUCCCAUCUUAAGUGUAUGUGUAGCGUUCUAGGGCACACGAGUCCCGCUUUGAAAACCAAGACAUCGUGGAUCUAAGCAAGAGAUCAACUAUGGAGUUAGUUUGGAGAGAGAGGUGAGGAGAUCGCAUGUACAGACCUUGGAAAUGGGUUAAAUAGUAAUAGAAAGAAGAGACGAGAAGGGCCCUAGAUUAGUUUUGCAUAACCGAAUGGGUAACAGCACUGGUUAGAGAGGUAACAGAUACUCCAGUAGUAAGCUCAUCCUGUUUUGUUACUGUGCAUUCUACCUGCAGUGGUGUUUUUUCUGAGCAUAUACUUAAUGGUGCCGUAGCAAUGCACGAGGCUGUUGGCGGGGUGGAGAUGGAGAUGAUAAGGUGAUUUGAUGGACAAGACUGGAUCAAGACUCAGGAGGAAGGAGUAGAGACGUGAAUGUGAGACAAGGUUGCUUCUUGCCUUUAGAAGUGUUAGCAUAAAGGAUACGGCAAAAUGGGAAAGCUGCAGACCCCUCCACUUCUGGUUGACUCGUGUAGUUUUGUCAGCUGGAAGCAGUCACUCAUGCCACCUCUAAAAAUAAAUGGCUUAGGAGUUUCCAUUGUGGCUCAGUGGAAACCAACUCAUCUAGUGUCCAUGAGAACUUGGGUUUGAUCCCAGGCCCCUCGUGGUGGGUUAAGGAUCCGUGUUACCGUGAGCUGUGGUGUAGGUCGAAGAGGCGGCUGGGAUUUGGUGUGGCUGUGACUGUGACAUAGGCCAGCAGCAGCCGCAUCUCCGAUUUGACCUCCAGCCCGGGAACUUCCGUAUGUCGCAGGUGUGGCCUUUAAUAAAAAAAAAGAAAGAAGAAAAACAAAUGGCUUACAAAACAGAUGCUGUACUGACACUGUUGCCAGUCAGGCCUAAUAAAUUAUCAGCCAUUUGUCAGCUGUUAGCAGUCAUUUUCAUGCUCACUUAGGAGGGAAUAAAAUGCAUUUGAAGCCCUAAGUUGGAGGAGAAUGAAUGAAGAGAGGCUGGGGAACCCAGUCAUACAAACAGUUUUGCCUAAGAUUCAGUAAUGGACAAAAUGCAUUUUUGUAUGAUGGUUUUUUUUUUUUUUUCCAUGUGUGGCUAUAGAUGCAUGAUGCUUCAUUUCCCUAGAUAUAUAAAGAUUUUUCCUUUAUUAAAAACGGUAAUUUUAAAACAAUUUGAAAUUCUUUUGAAAAUGUUUUAAAGAGCCAUUUUAAAAAUACCAUCACUGAAUAAAACUUACUGUCUGUACCUGUCAUGUCUUUUAGCCCAGUGCCCUGCAAAUAUGGUGCCCUUUUUUCCUCCUGGUUUUAUUGAGGUAUAAUUGACAGAUAAAAUUGUAAGAUAUUUAAAGUGUACGUCACGAUGAUUUGAUAAACGUACACAUCAUGAAAGGGUUUCUUCCAUCUGAUGAACACAUCCAUUACACAUUUAUCUUUUUUGGUUGGUUGGUUUUGGUAAGAACAUUUAAGUUCUACUCUCUUAGCAAACUUCAGUUAUACAGUGCAGUGUCAUCAGUUAUGUUUUACAUUAAAUACUCCAUCUUUAUCAUCUUAAAGUUGAAAAUGGGUAUCCUUUUACCAGCCUAUUUCACCUACCCCUCUAGCUGCUUGCAUCCCCCUUUUCUACUUUGAGUUUCUAUGAGUUUGGCAUUUUUAGAUUCCACAUUCAGGUGACUGCAUGCAGCCUUCGUCUUUUCUCGGUCCGGCUUCCUCCAUUUAGCAUGAUGCCCUCAAGGUCCAUCCAUAGUAUUGCUUAUAGCAGGAUUUCCUUUUUCCUGUGGUUGAGUAAUAUCUUUAUCCAUCUAUCCGUUGGCUCUCGUGACCAAUGCUGCACUGAGCAUGGGAGCACGGGUGUAUCUUUGAUAUCCUGUUUUCAUUUCCCUUGGGUAUACACCCAGACGUGGGAUUGCUGGGUCGUACGGUGGUUCUCUUUUUUAAUUUUUUGAGGAAUCUCUGUGUUGUUUUCCAUGGUGGCUGUACCCAUUUAUUCCCGUGGUACCUGUUUUGAACAACCAUACUGCUGCUGUGUCUUCCUUCAUUCUGGUCUAGAUACUUUAGAACAGACACAGCCGCUUUCAUUCUCUCUGAAAAAAUGUCUACAGUAGAACCUGGCCAUCGUGGAGGCGAUGCCUGAGGGCCCGAGUGGUGUGGUCCAAAGUAGCACCGCUAAUUUGGGUGCCCAUGCUGUGCCCACUCCACACACCAGCUUUCCAGAGAGGACAGAUCCGAUGAAACCAGAUCUGCAUUUAAGCAAACUGCAUUUACUCAGGAAAAAUGCUGAGAUAAGUUGUAUCCUUGUUACCAAUUGCCUUGGGAGUAACUGCCCGAUAGUGGCAACCUCUAGUGUUGAAAGUCGGAGCAUCGGGUCGGCUGUAGUCGUUACAUACAGCAGUAAAGUUCAGUAGUGCUGACAGAGGUCAGCUUGUCAUUUUCCUUUGCUGGUGUCUCACCCAGGGGUUCUGUUUCCCUGCUUGUAUGAGACACCUAACCAUGUUGGUUAAAAGGCAGGGGGAAGCCUGAGGGACAGUUGGUUUACAAACUACAUUAGGAAUAAAUGAACAGCACGGCAAGACCACUUUAUGUCCGAGUAACUCGUAAAGGUGGCCGUUUUUCUCUUCUAGAAGUCUAAGAUAGGUAUUAAAGUUUCCUUUUUUGAUAUACCUUAACCUCCUCAGUUCAUGCUUUCCUUUAGGGCCGCGUCCUUAUUUCUCUCACCCUAAGGCUAUUUUAGUGUGCAAACUUAAAGCACCCUUUUUCUCCCCCCUGAAUUUACACAAUCUGAACCCUGAACAUUCUUUUCCCAUAUGCCACCCUCCUCCCUUGACUGAGUGAGGAAAGAGUUAAGGGCAUCAGUGUUAAGCCGGAAGUGCUCUUAUCCUUAUGCAUAUGAUGGAAUGAAUAAUUUAGUAUCUUCGGGAAAUGCAAACUGCAGUAGAAUUCAAGCAACCUUAGGUCAGUAUUUUACACGAUGGUAUGAAGUUAAAGUCAGUAGAAAGAAGAUGUUUUAAAGAUACCAAGUGCAAAAAUGUUGCAUAAUAGUUUAAAUUGUGACAAGAUUGAGAGUUUCUGGCUGAAAAUGCUUUGUUUUCUGCGGUAAUAAUGUUUUACCUGCAUUCUGACAAAUGUCGGAUGACUUUUGGCCAAAAUGAUUGGUAAUGGAACGUGGCAGUUUCUUUGCUGUCAGAGAGGAGAUAAUUUCUCAGGUUUUUCUUCCCAGAGCAAGGUUACUGCUACGCAGGAGAGCACUAAUUUGCGAUGUAUUUUCUGUGUGUUCUAUUUAGGGCCGACAUUGCCUAGGCAGAAUUCACAACUACCCGCCCAAGUUCAGAAUGGCCCAUCACAAGAAGAAUUGGAAAUUCAGAGAAGGCAACUACAAGAACAGCAACGACAAAAGGAGCUGGAGCGGGAAAGGCUGGAGAGAGAAAGAAUGGAGAGGGAGAGGUUGGAGAGGGAGAGGCUAGAAAGGGAGAGGCUGGAGAGGGAGCGCCUGGAGCAGGAGCAGCUGGAGAGAGAGAGGCAGGAAAGGGAACGGCAGGAGCGGCAGGAGCGCCUGGAACGGGAAAGACAAGAGCGGGAGAGGCUGGAGAGACUGGAGAGACUGGACCGGGAGAGGCAAGAGAGAGAGCGGCAGGAGCAGCUGGAAAGGGAGCAGCUGGAAUGGGAGCGAGAGCGACGAGUGUCAAGUGCCGCUCCAUCCUCCGACAGCUCCCUGUAUAAUGCUCCACUUCCUGAGUAUGCCAGUUGCCAGCCUCCUUCGGCACCUCCUCCAUCAUAUGCUAAAGUCAUCUCAGCUCCAGUGUCAGAUGCCAGUCCUGAUUACGCUGUAGUGACCGCAUUGCCACCUACUUCCACACCCCCUACACCACCACUUCGUCACUCCGCGACACGUUUCGCAACCUCUUUAGGCUCAGCCUUCCACCCCGUGCUUCCCCACUACGCUACCGUCCCUCGUCCUCUGAACAAAGGCUCUCGGCCUUCCUCUCCCGUGAACACACCCUCUCCUCAGCCUCCAGCUGCGAAGCCCUGUGCCUGGGCUGCCUCCAAUUUUUCGCCCCUCCCUCCGUCUCCUCCAGUCAUGAUUAGCAGCCCCCCAGGCAAAGCCGCUGGCCCAAGGCCCGUCCUCCCCGUUUGUGUCUCUUCUCCUGGGCCCCAGAUGCCUCCAUCACCCACAGCGCCCAGUGGGCUGCUGGACUCUGUCCCAUGCCCGGUGUCUCCGCCGCCUACCUCAGGGCCAGCGCCACCGCCGCCGCCGCCACCACCACCACCACCGCCACCGCCACCGCCUCCGCCUCCACUGCCUUCCCUCGUACCACUCUCACACUGUGGAUCUCAAGCCUCUCCUCCUCCGAGCACCCCUCUUGCCUCAACUCCCUCAUCCAAGCCUAGUGUUCUCCCUUCUCCCUCUGCAGCUGCCCCUGCCUCUGUGGAGACUCCUCUAAACUCUGUGCUGGGAGACUCCUCUGCUUCUGAGCCAGGCUUGCAGGCAGCCUCUCAGCCGGCCGAGACUCCAGCCCAACAGGGCAUUGUCUUGGGACCACCUGCACCUCCACCCCCUCCUCCACUCCCACCAGGUCCUGCGCAGGCUUCGGCCAUCCUUCCUCCACCCCCAGGACCCCCUCCACCCCCGCCACUUCCAUCCUCAGGGCCCCCGCCCCCACCUCCUCCACCUCCUCUUCCUAAUCAAGCACCCCCGCCCCCGCCCCCACCCCCUGCUCCGCCCCUCCCCGCCUCUGGAUUUUUUUCGGGAUCCAUGUCUGAAGACAAUCGCCCUUUGACUGGACUUGCAGCUGCAAUUGCUGGAGCGAAACUUAGGAAAGUGUCACGGAUGGAGGAUGGCUCUUUCCCAAGCGGUGUGAAUGCGGCCUCAUCUAAAACAGACACAGGCCGAGGAAACGGGCCCCUUCCCUUAGGGGGCAGCGGUUUAAUGGAAGAAAUGAGUGCCCUGCUGGCCAGGAGGAGAAGAAUUGCUGAAAAGGGAUCAACAAUAGAAACAGAACAAAAAGAGGACAAAAAUGAAGAUUCAGAGCCUCAGACUUCUAAGGCCUCUUCAACAAGUACACCUGAACCGACAAGAAAACCCUGGGAAAGAACAAAUACAAUGAAUGGCAGCAAGUCACCUGUUAUUUCCAGACGGGAUUCUUCAAGGAAAAAUCAGAUUGUUUUUGACAACAGGUCCUAUGAUUCAUUACACAGACCAAAAUCCGCACCUUCGUCACAGCCCAGUGCCAAUGGAGUCCAGACAGAGGGACUAGACUAUGACAGGCUGAAGCAGGAUAUUUUAGAUGAAAUGAGAAAAGAAUUAACAAAGCUAAAAGAAGAGCUCAUUGAUGCAAUCAGGCAGGAACUGAGCAAGUCAAAUACCGCAUAGAGAAGCAAACUAAGGAGAGACAGGACUUGAAUCUGGAGAAAGAAAAAAACAACAUCUACAAAGAACAACUGUUACCAAGAAAACCCCUACAUUUCGUGAGCUGAAAGAAGAAAGUGGAGACAAACAGUCGCGAGGAGGGAAAGACAACAUAUGCUUGGAAAGCCUUCAGACAGUACUACUCUGGCCGUAAGCUCCUUCCCUCCCCAUGUGCUGCUGUUUUCUGAUGUUUGUGAGAGGACAGAAGAGAGUCGUGUUAAGAGUUCCUGUAACAGUUACGCAGAAAAUACUGACCCCGUCAGGCAAGAAAUAUUUUCCCGUCUCAAGAUACAAUCACACAUUUUCCACAAUCCAUUGCUCAAAUAAAGAGGAGAAAGGCUUGAGAAGUUUUUCCAGAGAAUGCUGAUGAAGAAUUGAGCAAGUUAUGCUAUUGUAUUGUAAAUGUUUCUCUCAGGUUUGUCUUCCUAUCAUAUUUGAUAUUCCAUAAAUAAUUGCGAUCGGUCCUAUGUAGGUUAAGAUCAUAGAAUGUGGAACAAAUGGAAUUGUACGCUUUCAGAGGGUGAUGUUUUUAAGAAAGUGCCCUAAACAUGACUUGUCCAGCUUGAGGAAUUUUAGAAAUGAUAGGAAGUCUCUCGAGUUAGCCUUCAUGCAAUUUUGUAGAUUCAAACAUAAAAUUCGUCCAGAAUUUAAAGAUUUAGAUGCCUUCCUAAAUUGUUACAAUGCUUUACCAAAUCUAUGACUCCUACAUAACACAAACCAGUGGUCAAAUGUACAACGAUAUAUUGUAGAUUUACUGUAGGUUUUCAACCUUUUUUAGAUUUAUGCAUGUGGACAUUUUUAUAAUGUAAUUACAACCACCACAAAAUUAGCUUUUCUAAUUGCAGACAGUAAUGCAUGUCAAGCGAAUAUGUAGUGGCUUUUUCAAGGCCUAAUCCCAGGGAGAACAUUUUGUAGAGUAUAGGGGAGUGGGAGGAUGGGAAGGAAUAAUUUUUUAUUUAAAGUUCAUUUCUGCACUACCUUUUCUCAGUUAUCUGCAUGAAUGAUAAUGAGGCAUAUUUUGUGGCUUUAGUUGGUAAAUACGUUAACAGAGCCAAGUACUUGAUCUUUUACAUCAUGUCUUCAGCUGUUUGUAUUUUAACUUCAGUGAUUUCAAUGGUCUCAAACACGAUUCUGAGCUUCACAUGAAUUACAUCUCACUGUGGAACUCACAAGUUCGAUCCCUGAAUUCGGCAGUUAUUAUUGCCGAGGUGCCCUGCAGGUACACAGGUGUUAAGGCACACGAUCCUGACUGCAAAGCUGCUUUUGAAUUUUGUUAUGUUGAAAUACUAGAAAAGUGACAGUGAUGGCAGCAGUUAUGGUCACAGAAAUCAUUAAGUCAAGGGAAAACAGUGAGGGGGUCCCGCAUAAUUAUCUUUUAAUAAAGUGAACUUAGGUAGUGGGAAGAAGGAACUAGAUACUACUUACCACCGUGUGUGCGUGUGUGUGUGUGUGUGUGUGCGCGCGCGCGCGUGCAUAUUUGUAUGAGCAUGCACGUGUGUGUGUGUGUGUGUGUGUGUGUAUCCACUCCCUGUUCUUUGAAACUCUUAAGAUUAAAAUAGGGGAGAAAUCCUGUGUGUUGCAAUGAUAGAAUUUUGUUGAAACUUCAAGAAAUCAAAAAUUCUCCAGGCUCUCCGUCUUGAUUUAUGCUUGCGUUGUUAUGUGCCAUAUUUGCUUUGAAAUUUUUGAUUAUCAGAAGUUUUACUAAAAAUUUGAAGAAAUAAUCCAUUUUCAUCUGCUUUCUAGAUUUCUUAAUCGAAGUUCCUAAGGCAGAGCUUGUUGAUAGCAUAGUUUUCUCAAUGCUGUGACUUUGCAGCCGUUACCACUUCAGAGGGGUUUGAAUGAGGGAAUUGUGUUUCUUUGUUAAAAUAGUUCCUGUUUCUGUAGAAACUUCAUUUUGAGGUUAAUCUGUGAUGGAUGAGCUAUCAUAAUUCAAGUAUACAGUUCUUUUUUUCUAUCAACUAUUUGUUGUCAUGCAAUAGUAAAGGCAUUAAAGAUGCAGCAAGCUUAUGAAGUACUAUUUUCUAGAAGAAAUAGGAGGCAUUUUCAUCUUUAUUACUGUACGUUUGGUUAUGCAGACACUUCGAUGUUAUAAACAUUUAUGUCCCCCAUAAAUUUGGUCAGAAAUCAUUUUUGAUUGUGUUACGUUAAACAGUCUACAGUGGGAUAGAGUACUGGGUACCAGUGGUCCAAAGUGAGAUAAAAGACUACAAUAAAAAUGCUCGAUCUUACAAAAGAAACAGGUUUAUGCACUAAACGUUCUGUGCCUUGGUCUAACAGUAACACGAUGUCUGUAAAAUGACAGUAAGUACAGGUGUCGAAUCACGUUUUCUCCCCCUACACUCUGCAUUAUCCCAGACUGCUAAAUGUGUUCUUUCCAAGAAGUUUGAUGAUUGAAUUACUGUAUAUAUUUACUGUCCUGUGCGACAGUUUUGCUAUUGUUAGAGAUUUCAGUAAUUAAAGUGAGAAACAGAAGCUUAAGUUAUUUUCCUUAUCAAAAUUCUGUUCCUUGGAAUCCUGAUUAUGACGGUUUUCGUGCUCUUGUGCAUCGGAUGUCUUAAGCUGAGUGCAGUUUAGGGGAUCCUUUCUAAUUACGGGAAGGCACUUCUUUCCUUCAACACUGUGAUCUGACCUGUGACACAUCUGUACUAUACACUCUGUAAAUGGCUAACAAGUCAAUUGCAAACCAACUGAAUGUACAAAUCUUAGUGCUGGUGCUGAAAUCUCUUCAGAAUAGUCAUCACGAUCUCAAAGUUUGUUUCGAAAUUUGCAAGCAUCAAGUGUCAGUCAAAACUGAAGAUGAAACGCUCAUGAACGUUGACUCCUCGUGCUCUAGGCGUACUUCCGUUUCAGAUUUGCUGGUUCUCUGCUAUUCUUACCGUACUGUUUUCAUUUAAAUUUCUUACACGCUAACGUCGUUUGUGCGACUGAAAUAAAACUGCAGUAUAUAUAUGUUGCUGGUUUGUGACACUUAGCUAACCUUCUGACCUAAUCUGUUGGUUCUAAAAUAAGUUGUAUGGAAUGUGAAAAACACGUUUUAAAGUCCAUGACUUCACUGCUUAAAGUUUACAUAUCACAACACUGUUCUUUAAAGAUUUCAUAGGCAUAAAUACUAAGUAAUGUAUACAAAGGGAAUAUGUGAUAAUGUAUCUACCUUUUCCUUGAAAUAACUGUUGGGUGUUCCCCAUGUGUUCUCAUUUUCUCUGGGCUCAGCUUGGUACAGUGUCUUACUCUAACAAAGGAUUGAUAAAUGUUUAAGUUUAUUCCAUUUUGUUCUACAACACAGACUUGUAAACUCAUUUGUGUGGUUACCAUUCUCCUUGAUAUAGUUUGCAGCCUAAGGGACAUUGUACGGUCAAGGGCCUUAUUGAGUGCUGAAUUUUAAAUCUAGCGAAAUCUGUAUCUGUAGUGUAUAUUUAUACGGUGUGCUGAUUUCUUGAAACCCACGUAUAAGCAGCAGUACUUUUUAUCUGACUCUAUAGAAGUCUUAAUUUUGAGUUUCAUCUUACAUGUUCAUGUCUUCGUUAGACAUACAACGGUCCUUGUCUUUUUUCUUCCACCGCUCCCCAGCCUUCCCCUGCCUCAUCCUCUCCACUUGUCGCGGACGCUGUGUUGCUGCCACUCGCUGACAUAUGCAGCCCUUACCCAGCCGUUACCCAGCCCGCUGGGGUGAACAUGCUAACUGAUGCCCUUCUCUCCUUCCCGUCUCAAGUUCUUGCUGCCCUCCACGUAUAGAUAGGAGGGUUUGUCUACAAACUAAAAGUCACUUCCUGUUCAAAAACAAAUUCAGUAACACAUGGUAACCUUUCGGAUUUGCCUCGCUCCAACUUGGCCUCCCAAACUUGUAUGUACUUUCAGGGCCGUUGCGAAGACUUGGCCUUUAAAUCCUAAGGAGUGGAUCCUUUGAAGCACAGUUUCCAGAGGUACGCUACAGGAUCUCUGUGAUUCCUUUUCGGAGCCGUCAUAACUUUAUACCCCUGUUACCCUUUAAAUUCUCUCGAUUGUAAGCAUAAAAAGGACCUCCUCGUAUAUAAAGCGUGUGUGAAGGAACUCUGGGAGCUCUUAAUUCCCUCGCAAAGCUGUUAUGUAAUCCAUUUUCCUGGAGACAUUUACUGCAGCAUUCGUGUUAGAACUCCAGACCUGUUCCUGGUAGUACCGUUUUUGUUUUGAGUAGAAAGUUGGAUUCCUAUCUGUACGUCUCCUCAAAUCCCAAGAGUGUAUUGAAAUUACUGAUGCUUAAUACCUCUGACUUUUCACGGAAAAGCCAUUUAAUAUUUAGACUUAGAUGCUUCUGAAGAAUGUAACCUUUGAAUAGAAUUGUCCCAGGUACCUUUGGCUACAAAAGGACACAGUGGAGAACAUUUAUUGUUUAAGAGUAGUUUUCUCUUAAAAUAAGCACAUUUGGCCAAGCAGCUAAAGUGGGGAACCCCUCAAAAUAGGACAUUUAUAUGAGCCACGUACUGGUGGGGGACUGAAUGCAAAUGUUCCCUGUUCCAAACACCCAAAUAAGCUUAGUGUGGUUUAGGUUUGUUCCCUUUAUGUUGUCUCUAGAUCAUUUUUUUUUAAAGUCUAAAAUUGAUGAGAAAAGAAUAUUAAUAAGGUAAAUAUAGGAUGGUUAACGAUAGGCAGCAUCAACUUAGAUAGAGGUCUAGGCUCUAUGCCUUGGUUUAUAUACCAGGGGUCAAUUUUCAGUUACUAUGGAUGUUGUCUGUUGGCAUAAGCUGUGUAAACUGAGGCAUGAGUAGCAUUUAAGGCUACAUGUAGUAGCCUUAAUUUGCUGAUUAGUUUAACAUAGAGAACAAAUAAAGCUGAAAUGUCAAUGAAGUGUUCCGCCAGAAGAACAGUCCCUGAGCUGUAUCCCACUUCUGGAAGCCUGUUGUCUGCUAAACGGAGAGAAACUGCGCAGAGAGCAGAGCCCCUGGCAGCUUCUGAUGUGGGACCCUGGGAUUCCUAGAGAGGAAGUGGGGGCCAUGGCCCCGGGGCAGCCGAGGGUACAGCGGGCACAUGCACCGCUGUACCCUCAGAGAAUUUCCCUUUCACCUCACUUGUUAAAGGCAUGCCGCUCCUGGCAGUUAGAAAACUAAAGUACACCAGUGAACACUAAAUUCAGCCUCUUCUCAGCUGUGCUCUAGGAGAAUACAGCUUUCCAUUUUAAUAAAAAGUAUUAGAAAUGGUUAUUUCAUUGGAGGACUAAGUUUGCAUUUGUUCCAUACGUUAAAAAUCUGUAUGCAAGUCACAGCCUCAUAGUCUGUCAUGUUUAAAUUUGAUUUGAAUAACUUUUUUCCCCUUGGGUUCCAAGAGGAUUUCUUUAGUAAUAGAUAAUAGUUUUGUUUUGCUUCGUUUUUUUAAUAAAGAAGAAAUCGCUAAUUUAGGCAGCGAAUGAUGUUAUGUGGGUAUGUUUAGUGUUCUUUCAGCAUUUACAAAAACCUUUAUUAUGGGACACUUUACAAACACACGGAAAAAUAGAGAUUAUUACAGUGGCUGCCCCAGAGAGUCCCACUCAGACUCAGCAAUGACCAAUUAAUUUAUGACCAGCCCACUUCAUCUACACCUCCCCACUUCGGCUAGAAUAUUUUGAAUCAGAUCCAAGGGAGGUGUUUUUAGAGUUACUUUGAUUUGAGUGGUUGAGGAUUCAGAAGACAACAAAAGGCUCCCUUUUCAGAAGGUAUAUUCGAUUUUUAGUAAGCGGUGCUUCUUCCAAGAAGACUUAGGACAUAUUAAAUAGCAUGCAGUUGGUCUUUGGGUUAUACACUUCAAAAAUUUAUGUUGCAAGAAAUUUACAUUGGGGAAUGUUUAGUUCUCAAACAGGUUCCAACGUUUCCAUUCAAAUCUGUAGAAACAGAAGGUAGGGUCUUGGCUUACACUUUACAACAUAAGCUAUUUUAACCAUACAAAAGGCUUGUGUCACAGGAGGCUUUUUAAGAUGUGGUUCAUAAAGCUUGUGAUGUUUCAUAGUUAUGUCUGUGGAACCUCAGUCUGAGUCCCUUCUUUAAAGGCAUUUUUCUAUUUGUUUCAUUAAAGUUUGAGGUGAGAAGUACCAAUUGGGGGGUUUUAUUGUCAGUAACCAGGUAGAACUUGGGUGUAAGCUUGGUCUGUUCUGCCUGCUGUGACAUUAGGUGUCAAUUUUUUUUUUUAAAGAGCCACAUCUGAGGCACAUGGAGGUUCCCAGGACAGGGGUCAACAUUAGGUGUUUAAAAUGUUUCGGGGUUUCCCUGGACACACGUAAGUCAGGUGUAUCUAUCCUUGGUGGUAGACUGAGUGCUGCCAUCGCGAGCCCCUCUGACUGCCAAUGCUGCCAGGCCACCCAGUGCCCCUGGUACCAGGGGUCAGGCACCUGAAAGCAGGGCUGAUGAAUUUAUAUAGACCUAAGUUCUGGACCCCACAGUGUUGGUGGAAGGCACUGACUUUAUCCCUGAAGUUUUUGGGGAGAAUCACUUCCCCGUGAGAAAAGUAUUGGGAGGGUUUAGAUAUUCAGAAGCACAUAGUAAAAUCUGGCCUCACUGUCUUUUUCUACCUAUUCAUUACCUAGGGCCAGGGGUUUCAGGUCUGAGCUAGGAGUUUAGAAUUUGUUUUCCUCAUCAUAGCUAUCUCAUUGUCACAGGUUUCAGUUGCUAAAGUUGAAUUUUAGGGGAUGGUAUUUGAUCCUCACAUGUCUGAAAGUAAUAAACACUGUUCAGAGAUUCUGAAUCCAUUUUGCCCCACCCCGUUCCUAGAUGAGCUUUGCCGGCUCAUGCCUCCCUUUGUGGGCAGUGGGCUGGUCCCCGGUGGGACCGGCUAUCAGACUGCCGGGCUGGUCCUCAUCCUCUCAGGCUGUGUCUCUGAGGUUGCUCCUGCGCCUGACACCCAGCUCUGCGUUUCGUCACCCACUGUGCGCUCUGCAGCCACUGCUUUCCUUUCUUUCCAGUCCAAGCAAAGGAGAAAAGGGUCUGAGUUUUGCUCUCUGAUCUUAGGUGCAGCUUUUAAUUGUUUCAAAAUCUUAGACCCUGUUCACUGAAAAACAUGCAUCUCAGGUGUGAACAAUAGGGAAAAGUCGAUGAAAUGACAGUUUGGAGAUCAGUCGUGCCGGCGGCAGUGUUAGUGCUGUGUUAGCUGCUGCUCCAGGGUCCCCUGCUGGUGUCUACAGCCAUCUCAGCAGGAAGCACGCACGCCCUGCUGUCCCCACACCCUGAUAAGGAUAACGUGGUGGCAUCAGUGAGACAUGAGCCCGGUGCUCCACUUAGGAUGUAUCAGUGACAAAGGCCUUUUGACUUUUUUCUGGCCUAGGGGCUCUUGAAGUAAACACCCCAGAGCUGGAUGGAGUGAAGCAGGUCUUUGUUUCUUGAGGAAUGCACUUCAGUGCCUGCCGUGGUGCUGUGGUUUGUCCUGUCACUGUCAUCCUUGAGAGGAAAACCAAUGCCCUUCCCUCUCUGCCCUGCUUACUAGCAGACAAAAGCUGUCAUUCCUUCCCAGGUCCUUGAUUUUAAUCCCGAAGCCUGACCACAAUUUCUUGCCAGGCCAGGUGACUCUCAUGCCAUCUGGGUGCGUGUUGCUCUUGGUUGUUUCUUGAUCUUAAGGAGAAGAACAUUGGCACGAAGUCAGAGGUAGCAAUGGGAAAGUUUGGGAUCAGAAAAGAUGAGUCCUGUUUUGCAGACAUUCUUUUAUUCUGUUCUUGGUCGGUUGGCAUGUGUGUUGUAGAGCUCACUCUGUUAGUAACAGGACAUGCUUUUCAUGAUGUAUGUUUUUUCUUUGGAAAAUGAAGUGUUUCUAACAAGUGAAUGAGAUGGAAGACUAUCUUGAGACAACUGUAGCUGAUGCAGAAUAUUCAAAACUCAGUUAUAACAUUUGCACAUUUUUGUAGAAAUCCUUUUUUUUUGGUUUGCUAGAUCAGACUGAAUGAGGGAGCUUCCCUGCAGCCUGCAGGACUCUGGCCCGUAGCUGGGUAGAGUGGAUGAGUUAGGGCUAGCUGCCGCUGUGCUGGAGGCCGGCAGGACUUCAGGCAGAGGUUGACCCAGGAAGGUUCAGUGCAGAACUUUGCGUUGCCCCACCUCUGGGAGGAGUUUCCAAAACCUUUCACUUGACCUUGAACAAAAACCAGUUCCAUCGUGCUUCUGCUGACCCUCUGGAGUGAGCAUAUGAGUGAAUGACUGGAGGCUUUUUUGGUGCUUUUUUCUUGCUUUUGAGAAGCAAGAAGAGAGUCAGGGACGAACCUUUGUGAUUGGAGAAAGGCAUGCAUUGUUUCUUUCACACCUGCCCAGCUGAUAGGCCAACAGCAUCCAGUGAAGAGCUCAGUUGGUAAAAUCUGAAAGUGGAUUUCUGGAAGUUCCUUUGCGGUGCAGCAGGUUAAGGAUCUGGCUUUGCCGAGGCUGUGGUGCAGGUCGAAACUAGCUCGGGUUCAGUCCCUGGCCCAGGAACUUUCUACAUGCCACAAGGGACACCCAAAAAAUUUUAAAAAUGAAAGUGAACUUCUGAUGGUCUAAAUGGGUUAGUCUCCCAUGUUAUCUUGCUUUGCUACAAAAUUUUAAAACUAGAAGUGUGCAUUUGUGUCCUUUAAAAGAUUAUGCAGAACUGUUCUGCUAAGAACGUGAACAUGUAGCCAUGAAUCUAGGGUUUUAUUAAUCGGGACUGAGCCUCUUGGGGCAGUAAGGACUGAAAUAUCGCUUCAGAAGUUAAGGUUGAGAAGUUCCCUGGUGGCCUAGCAGGUUAAGGAUCCUGGCCUUGUCAUUGCUGUGGCUCAGGUGGCUGCUGUGGUGUGGGUUUGAUCCCUGUUCCAGGAACUUCCAUGUGCCACCGGUGUGGCACAAAAAAAAAAAAAAAAAGCUAAGGUUGACUUAAGCAUAUCCAAGAACAUAUUUUAAUUGGAGUUAGAAAUUAUUUAAUAUGCAUACAGAAUCUUUUGUAUUUUAUCUCAUGGAAUUUCUAAGUUAUCAGCCUUGCUGAAUUUCAGGAGUAAAAGAAACUGGUAGCACCUUGUUUUAAAGCAACCAAUCAUAGGAGUUCCUGGUGGCCUAGUGGUUAAGGACUCAGCAUCGUCACAGCUGUGGGUCGCAUUUGGUCCCUGGCCUGGAAACGUCCCACGCCGUGGGUGUGGCCAAAAAAAAAAAAAUGUACAUUGCUGCUUGACUCAAAUCAUCUGUAAAGCCAAAUAAAAGGAGAUCUUGUCAGGAAACAUUACCUUCCAAGCUUGGCACCUGCUUUUAGAAAGGGGAAGUGGGCGUUCCCGUCGUGGCUCUGUAGAAACGAAUCUGACUAGGAUCUAUGAGGAUGCAAGUUCAAUCCCUGGCCUCGCUCAGUGGGUUAAGGAUCCGGUGUUUCUGUGAGCUGUGGUGUAGCUCGCAGAUGCUGCUUGGAUCUGAUGUGGCUAUGGCUGUGGUUUCAACCCCUAGUCUGGGAACCUCCAUAUGCCCUGGGUUCGGCCCUAAAAAGACAAAACAAAAAAGGGGAGGUGGAAGAGAGGUUGAAGAAACCAAAAUAGUUGGCAGGGUAGGUGGGAUUUAGAUGGCACCUGGGUUUUGCACCAAAGUUUCAAAUACAAACAAAUAAAAAGGAGGACCCCUUGCAAGACAACUUAGGAAGGACUUGCCAGAAAGUAGCAGCUCCUGCUGCACACAAUACAGUGCCUUCAAAAUGAUUCUCUGUGUGAAUUGCAUGCAAUUUCAUGUAACCAUAAAGUGUAACCUGUAUGUGCAUGACAUGUGUCUAGAAUGUGUAAAGUUCAACUUGAGCAGAGAAGGGGCCCAGCCCUGUGGCUCUGAUGGAUCAGCCAGUCUGCCGAAGUCCUUGGACUUAACGUGACUUAGGUCUGCGGCAUCAGAGCCCUGUGUUUGCAUUAAGCAACCAUAUCACUGAAAUCGGAUCAUUUCUCCCUUUCUACUUUCUUUCCUACUUUGCAGCUUUGCUGGUUUUAACUGCUUUCACUCUUCUGCUUCUAGGUAUCCUUCCUUGUUUUGAAAUAAAAGAUGAAAUACU